This is a messenger RNA of Helobdella robusta, 453 nucleotides long. RefSeq lists its product as hypothetical. Gene Ontology annotation, biological process: regulation of transcription by RNA polymerase II. NCBI's taxonomy places the organism in Eukaryota, Metazoa, Annelida, Clitellata, Rhynchobdellida, Glossiphoniidae. The annotation marks the transcript as partial. The record is from RefSeq and is a predicted model, not a curated record. Gene Ontology annotation, molecular function: RNA polymerase II transcription regulatory region sequence-specific DNA binding; DNA-binding transcription factor activity, RNA polymerase II-specific. Gene Ontology annotation, cellular component: nucleus. The transcript is spliced from 2 exons.
UGUACAUCUGCAGCAUCGGCUUCAAGAACGCUCCACCUCAAGAAACACGAGCUCUUCGUUCAUUCGACUGAAACAAAAGAGAAAUGUAAAAUUUGCGGCAAGAGAUUUAAAGACUCAACAGCCGUAAGAGCACACGAGAGAACCCACUCGGACCUGAGACCUUACGUCUGUCUGCGCUGCAACAAAGCUUUCAAAACGAGCGAAUGUCUAUGGCACCACGAGAACAGGAGCAAGGCGUGCGACUCAAACACUUUCAAAUGUUCCGACUGUGAAUUGCAAUUCGAACAGAAAUUUCAUCUGAGGCGACAUUACCUUUACAAGCACACGAACCAAUAUCCAUUCGCUUGCCAAUCCUGCGACAGACAAUUCAAAGACAUCCUCUCCUUCGAAUCCCAUAAACUUUUUCAUACAUCCGGAAGCGGAUACCUCUGUAAAACAUGCGGCAACAUUUUU